This is a messenger RNA of Sparassis crispa, 1518 nucleotides long. RefSeq names its product 54S ribosomal protein L16, mitochondrial. The transcript is spliced from 5 exons. The record is from RefSeq and is a predicted model, not a curated record. NCBI's taxonomy places the organism in Eukaryota, Fungi, Basidiomycota, Agaricomycetes, Polyporales, Sparassidaceae. Bases 1 to 1518 code for a protein of 505 amino acids.
AUGAGACUCGCACCAGGCUCACAACCCGCAGUGCGCAGCAGCAUAGCGAACGAGUAUAAUAUGCCGUGUCCUGCGAUCGGCCUGGCAUCGUCUGAGACUGACAGCACAAUGGAUCCUAACACUGACAUUCGAGACGCUACGCAGACCGCAUUUCCGGUCGAGAAGGGCGCGUCGGCCCCGCUCUUGCCUGCUCCUUGCACCACAGCUGUAUACUGUGUUAACUCACCGUCUGGUCUGCGGCCUUUGCCAAAGCGAUCAGGUUUCAAGCGCUUCCUGCGAGCCUUUCUUUUCAUUUCUGUGGCAAUUAUCCUGUUCGGCCACCUUGCGAAGCUAGUGCCACAUGUCGCUCGCAUGUUCCACGAUAGGAGACACCACCUGGGCCCCGACAUGCCUCCAGCAGACGUCCCCGAGCAUUGUGUGCGCGACGCAAACUGGUCCAUCGAUGAGGACUUCCACCGCCAUCCCGACCAUCUGGGACACCCUCUGCAUAUCGCGACGACCUCGUUCGAGCUGCCGGUCUCAUCAGACGUGCUGUAUCUCGUCUCCCACGGGAGUCCGUCCUUUGCGAGCGGUUCUGUUGAGAUCACUGACGAAGGGAGCGUCGGCUCUGAUGUUGCGGGUGUUGAAAUCACCGCUUUCUUCCAGCAUGAGCACGGGUUUGCCUUGACAAGGGUCUGUGUCCUGCAGCCUGCGGAGGGGGUGAACGGCGUCGGUAUAUUCGCACCUACUUUUACUCGCUGGCGGCACCAACAAGUCCGAUUUGAGAUCAAGGUUAAGCUGCCCGCCGCACCCGUCGGCUCCCCUCUCUUCAUCAACAAAUUUGAAACACAUUUGCCCUGGUUUGCACACCAUGUUGGGGACCUGAAGGAUAGCGUGUACUUCGGCAGAGUCUCCCUCCGCGGCGCGUUCAUGGGUAUCGACGUUUCCUCUCUGUUCGGAGAACACAUCGACGUCACGACGACCCUCAGCGCGAUCAAAGGCUCGUUCAACACCUCGUCCUACCUCACGCUGCGCACCUCCAAUGCGCCCAUCUCCGUCGAGGUCGGAAUGUUGAACGACCCUGAAGGAAACCACACCGUGGUCGAGAUGCACACCAGCAAUGGCCCAAUAAAUGCGAACAUCAAUCUCCUGUCCGCGGCAUCCUCCGGCACGGGCGGAAACUUCUCCGUCGACGCCCGCACGUCCAACAGCCCCGUGACGGUCGUAUACCCGCACGCCGCAGUCGACUCCGUGUUGCGCCUCGUCGCGCUAACGUCGAACUCGGCCGCACGCGCGGUUCUGCACCCAACAUUCGAGGGCGCGUUCGCGCUUGCGUCGUCGUUCCCGUUCACGCCUGCAGUCGACCGCAACACGGACGUGGUGGACCCCGCGGGGCGCGGGCGCCAGCGCAGCGUUGCGAUCACGCGUUCUGUGCUCGGUACGGUCGAGGGCGAGGCGCGCUGGGUGCCUGCGGAGGCGCGUGAGCUGGGAUAUGUGCGCUUGGGGACGUCGAAUUCGCCCGUGCAUCUAGUUGUGUGA